Messenger RNA from Brassica oleracea var. oleracea, 1247 nucleotides. RefSeq lists its product as uncharacterized. The transcript is spliced from 7 exons. Lineage: Eukaryota; Viridiplantae; Streptophyta; Magnoliopsida; Brassicales; Brassicaceae. The record is from RefSeq and is a predicted model, not a curated record. Bases 71 to 1150 code for a protein of 359 amino acids.
AUAUUGUACCAAGGAAAUUACAAAAACAAAAGACGCACAGAAGAAUAAAUUCGAAGACAUAAAGAGAGAGAUGGAAAGUAAUGGUGGAGCAGGAGAAGUAAGAAGAGUGAGAUUAGUUUAUUUCCUCAGCCGUUCCGGUCAUGUUGACCAGCCUCAUCUUUUGUCUGUUCAUCAUAUCUCUCGUAACGGUGUCUUCCUUCGAGAUGUGAAGCGAUGGUUAGCGGGUGUACGAGGCGAUGCGAUGCCAGACGCAUAUUCUUGGUCGUGUAAGAGGAGAUAUAAGAACGGAUAUGUAUGGCAAGAUUUAUUGGAUGAUGAUCUUAUUACACCAAUCUCGGACAACGAAUAUGUCCUAAAAGGAUCUGAGAUUCUUCUAAAACCUCCAAAGGAGGAUUCUCUUCAGGCGGCAAAGAAAGCUUGGGACACAAGAAACGGUGGUGACUGCGGAAUAGCCGCUAAGAUGAUCCACAAAGAAUCUCCGGUAUUCUGCUCUCAGAGAUCUACGGCUACAACGUCGACAGUUACUGAUGAAUCCACCACGAACGUAGAAGACGUGGUCGUUCUGAAACCAGACAGGGAAAAAGUAUCCGGUGAACGAGACGUUUCGACGGGAAACGGGUCGGGUCGACCCAGUGUAUCGUCCUCGACGUCUUCGUCUUCGAGUUUUAUUAAGAGUAAGAGCUAUUCGAGCUUGCGUGCCUCCCAUGUGCUAAGGAACUUGAUGAAGUGUGGUGGUAUGGACACAAACGAUGUCGUUUUGGUGCCUUUGACUAAGUCUGCGUCUGGGGCUUUUGGUGCGGCAUGGGAAGAUGAACGCAGAUUCCAAUACCACCAACAGCAGAAUGCUCGGAAAAGUUUAGAAGGGGCAUGGAGUAGCAUAAAGAUGAAUGAGACAAUUGAGUUAUGUAAACCAAAGGUGGCUUCAAGCAAGCCUACUAUGGCUCCAUUAUGCUCGCAAUGUGGGAAGUCAUUCAAACCAGAGAAGAUGCAUUCACACAUGAAAUUGUGUCCAAAGAUGAAAAGUCCAUCAGCGAGGAAUGAUUUGAUGAUGGGAAAUAAUGUCGUUAAACCGACGCAUCAACGGUGCAGAAACAUUCAUGGAAAUCCAUCAGGACAUCCACGUCUAGUCAGGACUAUUCUGAAAGAAUGAUGCUGUUUAGUUAUUGUUGAUUUUCUAGUUUAGCGAAUUUUUGUUUGAUGAAGCACAAACCCUUGUUCAAAAAAUCAGGAGGUAUUUGGUCAUCACA